This is a messenger RNA of Mercurialis annua (annual mercury), 1368 nucleotides long. RefSeq lists its product as uncharacterized. Gene Ontology annotation, biological process: maturation of SSU-rRNA from tricistronic rRNA transcript (SSU-rRNA, 5.8S rRNA, LSU-rRNA). The transcript is spliced from 8 exons. The record is from RefSeq and is a predicted model, not a curated record. Gene Ontology annotation, cellular component: small-subunit processome; nucleolus. Bases 150 to 1103 code for a protein of 317 amino acids. Lineage: Eukaryota; Viridiplantae; Streptophyta; Magnoliopsida; Malpighiales; Euphorbiaceae.
CUGAAGAAAUUGCUCUAAAACCCUAGCUUCUUUUUCUUUCGUUAAACCCCAAUUGCAAUCUGUAUACCUUUUAUUCUUGGCGUUUGUUUAUGUUUUUCUGCCAAUUUAACUGCAGAGCUGGUGUUAGUCUUUUUUAUUAAGAAAAAAGAAUGGAGGAGACGAGAAAUUCUGAUAUUGAUCAAUGCAUAAAAAAGGAAGCUCCUCAAUUAGCUGCACUUUUAAAAGAAAUGAAAGAUGGGUUAGAUGUAGUGAGGAUUAAAAUUGAUGCUUUAACAGCUAAGGUGAAAGCAAAUAAUUUCCCAACUGCAGAUGGGAUAAGCUAUUUGGAGGCGAAACAUCUAUUGCUGCUAGGGUAUUGCCAGUCGCUUGUUUAUUAUUUGCUCCGUAAGGCUAAAGGUUUUUCUGUAGAGAAACAUCCUGUAGUUCGGAGUCUCAUAGAGAUACGGUUAUUUUUGGAGAAGAUUCGACCAAUUGACAAAAAAAUGGAAUAUCAAAUUCAAAAGCUUGUAAAGGAUAGCGGACGUGCUAAAGAGCAGCCAAGUCUGAAGGAAAAGAAAUCCGACGCACCGGAAAAAUCAGAAGAUUUGUUGAGUUAUCGUCCUAAUCCAGAUAUGCUUGUCAGCAAAGACAAUAUGCAUGGGGAUGAUAGUGCUGUGUAUCGCCCACCUAAAAUUGCCCCUGCAAUCAUGGACGAGGAUAAGACAUCAAAACACGAAAGAAAUGCCUUGAGAAGACGGAAAGAUAUUAUGCGGAGAGGCAACGAAGGUCUCAUGAAAGAGAUGAUAGAUGAUAUGGAAGGGAGACCCUUAGAGGUUCAAGAAAAUCACGGAAAUGAUAGUAGGGAAUUCAUUAAAUAUCAGCAACAAUGGGAAGAACGUGCCCGGCAAGAAGAGGAUCUCUUUACUCGUGCUCCUAUCACAAAGAUGGAGAAGAAAAAGGAGAAACAAUUCAAGAAGUUGAAAGAUGGGCUAUCUGCUUUGACUGAUGAUUUCUAUGAAGAAAUCAAAACAUUACCCCUGGAGGAUGAUGAUGAUGGUGAUCAAAUGCCGCGCUUCAAUAACAAAAGCAGUGGAAAACUAAAGAAGCGGAAGAGACGAAAUUGAAACAACAACGAGGAUCUUCUGUGGCACAGACAGCGGAUGGAAUCAGAGGAUUCACUUCAGUGUUUGUGUUAAGGCCAUAAAAUUGGAAUAAUUUAGUUAUGAAAGGAGACAUACCCACCGAGUUUUGUUGACUUAAGAGGAGGAUUCAUAUUGAAUGUGCCGAGUUUUUGCAAAUGUGUUCGUUGGAGAUGAGAUGUAUCUAGCUCAUUUUUGUAUAAGAUUAACAACCUAUUAUAUUCUAUAGAACUAUAAAUUUUAUUACUAA